AUGUUUAGUGUUGUGUUUGGUAUUGCCCUGUCAGGUUAUGCAAUGGGUGAUGUUGCACAUGUACAAGAGAGCCAGCUGCUUAACAACUUGAAGAUUGUUCCGAGUCCAUCAAUGGUUGAAAUAUUGAAGGACAUGAAGAGCGUUUUUUCAUAUGUGACGGGAGAUGAAAAGUUUGAUGGGGAAGGUAUCAAGAUAAAGCAUGAGGGUAGGACCUUUAUAGCACAAAGCGCUGAGGAUGUUGAAAAGGCGAUGGAUGUUCUGAAGAAAUACCCUGCCCCAACUGAAGGAGCCAUCAAUGCCAUGAAGUCUGAAGAAGUGGGCUCAAAAAGCCGGCAAGGAAAUUUCAUUGUGUACUUUUUGGAUAGUUCUGGAUAUAAGGAAAACUUGCAAAGCAACAAAGAAGGUUUUGAGGGAUUUGUAUCUACGGAUUUGUCCCUUGCAUCUUCACUAGGAAUUCCAGUUCCUGGUAUAUACGGAUAUAAUUCAAGUGACAAACUGUCAUACAAGUUGGAGCUAAGUGAUGAAAACAAUAAGAGGAUUCUUUCUUUAUCGAAUCUUCCGAUUUUUGGAUUUACUUCAUCGGCCAAUAUUUCACUAUACAGAGCGCUGAGCGGGACUAUUUUUUAUAUUUUCUUUGAUAUGAAAAAUGGGCCUGAGGUGCUGGCAGAGUAUUCUGGAACUUUAAAUGACUUUAGGUAUGACAUAAGGGUGAUACUUAUUCCAAGCAUCAAGGGAAGCAUUGAUCUUGGUGAAUAUGGGCUGACAGAAGAAAGCCUGCCUGGAUGUAUGUCAAUCAGCGAGGACGGAGGAAAGUAUAUUUUGAAAAACGUAUCCAGGGAGAAUAUUUCAGGGUUUAUCAAGGAUGUGCUAGAUAAGAAGGCCGAGAUAUUCUACAAAUCCCAGGAUGAGCCCGAAGAUAAUGCUAGCAGGAAUGUAAAAGUUGUUACUAGAAAUAACAUCAAAACAUAUCUCGAAGAUACAUCUAAAGACAGAUUCAUAGUGUUUGGAACUGAGAGAUGCCCCCAUUGCAUCCGGAUCAAGCCCAUAAUUGAGAGAUUAGGUGAGAUUGUAAAGGAGAAUGCCAAUGAUAAGGUGCUUGUUGGUUACUGUGAUGUUGGGAUGAACGAUAUGAAUGAUUUUGAUAUUCAAUUUGUUCCAACUCUUCUACUCUACAAGUCUGGGGGGAGGGAGAGUGUUCGAUAUUCUGGUGGAGAGAGAAAUCUUCUGAAUCUGGUUAGGUUUAUUCGUGAGUUUGGAGGGCUAGGUAUUGACUUGUCCAUGUUUGUGACGCCUGAGGGUGAAGAAAGAAAGUUCGAGGUAGGGGAUGAGGCCGAUGCAGUAAAAGAGGAAGAUGUAAGGGCAGAGCUCUGA
Encephalitozoon romaleae SJ-2008 is the source of this 1371-nucleotide messenger RNA. Its product is annotated as protein disulfide isomerase. Gene Ontology annotation, cellular component: endoplasmic reticulum. The transcript has a single exon. The record is from RefSeq and is a predicted model, not a curated record. Gene Ontology annotation, molecular function: protein disulfide isomerase activity. The coding region runs from base 1 to 1371 and encodes 456 amino acids. Lineage: Eukaryota; Fungi; Microsporidia; Unikaryonidae. Gene Ontology annotation, biological process: protein folding; response to endoplasmic reticulum stress.